Molecule: messenger RNA, 183 nt
Organism: Prunus armeniaca (apricot)
Lineage: Eukaryota; Viridiplantae; Streptophyta; Magnoliopsida; Rosales; Rosaceae
Source: the annotation of a GenBank genome assembly
AUGUCUCACCGGAAUUGGACGGCGGAGAAGGCGGCGCAACGAUGGGAAAAGUUCAAUUUGAACCAGUCGAUACUGCCGACGAUUCUCGAGUUUUCCGGAGGGGAAACUGGGUGGUUCAGGUUUGGGGCUUCGAGAGCAGUUGAUUGGGACCGGUCUCACAUCCUACCGUGGCAGGUGCAGUGA